GCAGCGUGUGCACUACGAGUGUGCCGAGUGGGUGAACAGACGACAGAGCGAGCGAAGUUUGCGUUUACACUGGUGGUGUCUGUCUGUGUCUCUAGGAAGUGCGAAGUGUUAAAGGUCGCACAUCGGUGCGUCCGUCAGACAGAACAACAUGGAAGUUUUACUAGUUUUUGUGACUUUCGUUGGAUGGGUGUGUGCAUUCAAUUUGGAACCAAGGUUACCUAUUUUUAAGCUUGGUGAGAAAGGAACCUACUUUGGAUACUCAGUCUCCGAGCACUCUGUGUUGAGUGGGGGUAAUAACAUCGUCGAAAACAUAUUAUUAAUUGGGGCGCCUCGGACUCAGACGUGGCAGCCUGGCACAAACAAGUCGGGAGCAGUGUACCGAUGUCCCAUCACAUCGCAGUUCAAAGACUGUCACCAAAUAAACAUCGAGACCAGCAGCGCAGCUCCUCCAAAUGACAUUAUGAAAGAUGACCAGUGGCUGGGGGUCACGGUGAAGAGUCAAGGUGCUGGCGGCUAUAUCUUGGCAUGCGCCCACCGCCACGUAAUUAAGGGGGAGAGCUUUCGCUGGGGGAAUGGCAUCUGCUACACGCUGAGGCAGGACCUGGCCGUUGAGCGGGAAUGGGAUCCCUGUCUCAACCGUCCCGUCGACAAGGCCCACGAGCAGUUCGGAUACUGUGCGGCCGGAACAAGUGGCCUAAUCACAGAGGAUGAUACGAUACUAUUGGGAGCUCCUGGACCAUACACCUGGAAAGGCACUGUUUUCUCUAUAGCCGCAAAGCGUAGCCUUCUCAAGUGGGCUUGGUCAUUUGGGCCUCUCCUGGACUCAAACUCACCCGUAGAAAAAUACAGCUACCUCGGCAUGGCUGUUGCUGCAGGAAAAUUUUAUGACAACACGAUGACUUACGUGGCUGGUGCGCCACGAUCCAAUGGGACUGGUAGGGUUGUCUUCUUCAUGAAGGGUCCCGACUCUGUCCUGUACACGCGUGCCACCCUCGAAGGGGAACAGUUUGCCUCCUCUUUUGGGUACUCGCUCACGUCCCUAGACAUCAACAAAGACGGCUACGUUGACCUUGUUGUUGGAGCGCCGUUUUACCAUGGCAAGGGACAAGGUGGAGCUAUCUACAUUUAUAUGAAUGCUGCCCAGGGAAUAACAAAUGACACCAAGCCAAUCAAACUGGUUGGAAAAGAGGAAUCAAGGUACGGAUUUGGGCUCUCCACACUGGGUGACAUCAACAAAGAUGGCUUUCCAGACUUAGCUGUGGGUGCACCAUAUGAAACAGGAGGUGGAGCAGUGUAUAUUUAUUUGGGAUCGAAGGACGGCAUUGUUAAGGAGCCAUCCCAGGUGAUAGUUCCAGCGGAUAUCCCCAAGAAAGUUCAGACCAAUCGUCCAAUAACCACGUUUGGAUAUUCUCUCUCUGGUGGGCUGGACAUGGAUGCUAAUGGUUAUCCUGACUUAUUGGUAGGAAACUACGAGGCUGAUAGUGUGAUUCUGUUGAGGUCUCGCCCCAUCAUAAACAUCACAACGUCUGUGUCCGGUGAGCUAACAAACAUCGACCCCAACCGUCCAGGGUGCAGCAGUGACCCGGGGAGCGAUGACGUCUGUUUUAGCAUCGAGGCAUGUUUCCGCGUCGACACAGGGUCGUUGGUGCAAGGGCGAUCGCCUCGAACCCGGCUGAAAUUGGAGUACAGCAUCGAAUCUGAGCCGGGCAAGAAGUACUCCAGAGUGUGGUUCAAUGCACCAAAGUCAGAAAGCUUUGUGAGGAAGCACAUUGAGGUGGACAUCUACCGUCCACAUCAGCAGUGCACCAGGGAGAUUGUGUAUCUCAGGGACAAAUCAGAUAUCCAGAGUCCCAUUAAGUUCAAGUUGACAUACAAAUUGGAUCAGAAGGAUCCAGUUUUUAAUACGGAAAAAGAAGGUUUGCCAGACAUUAAUAACUUCCCAAUUCUGAAUCAGCAGGAAGCCUCCAAGAUCUUUGAGGCACGGUUCCUCAGAAACUGCAGCAACGAGGACUACUGUUUGAGUGAUCUCCACAUUGAAGCUGACCUUGUCCUACCACGGGAGGAUGGCGUUCCUAUUCUGCAUCUGGGUGAGGAGUACAUCAACAUGUCUGUGAAAGUUCACAACUACAAGGAGCCAGCCUACGAUGCUGUUCUUUACAUUCAACAUCCACCAACAGUCAGCUAUGUGAAGCGCACCAUGAUUACACCUUCGUCCGAAUUGCACUGUCGACCACACAACGCAACACUUCUUUCGUGUGAUCUUGGGAACCCUUUCAAUCAGGGAACUUUAGAAUUCUACAUUAGGUUCAGCACCCUGAAAGAAGCUAUGGAAGAAAAACGUUUGGCGUUUGUCUUAAGAGCAAACACAACGAGCAAUGAGGAAAACGAACAAGAUGACAUUGAAAUUAACGUUCGCGUUGUCAGAGUUGCGCAGCUGGACAUCAGGGGGGCAACAGAACCAGAGCAGGUGUGGUACGGAGGCAAAAUUGUUGGUGCCCAGGCCAUGACUUAUCUCGAUGAAGUGGGCAGCGAAGUUAGACACAAGUAUCAGGUAUUCAAUCAAGGCCCAUACACAGUGCCCCAACUUGAUGUCGUCGUAACGUGGCCCUUUGAAGUGGAGAACAACCAAAGGCACGGAAAAUAUCUCCUUUACAUGACAAAGGAUCCCGUGGUUGGUGGUGACGGAGAAUGUCGUAUGCAACCAGGUCAAGUGAAUCCUCUAGGAUUACAGAAUCGCAAGGUGCAGCCGGCUGCAAUACGUACCAGGUCGCGUCAAAGAAGGGAGGUAGUGAUUUCACCGGAGGAAGUACGUCUGGAAGGAAAAACCAUCAAGCUGGUAACUAUGAAAUGCAACAAGGGCAGCGCGAGGUGCUUCCAGUUUCGGUGCUUAAUCCGCAACCUCAAAAAGUCUUCUACUGCUACGAUCACUAUUACGGCUAAUCUGUGGAAUGCCACUCUCGUGGAGGAUUACCCAGCUGUUGAUCAAGUGAGCAUCUUCUCUUCCGCGGAGAUACAACUCGACCCUGCGCUGGAGGUUCGGCAGAGGACAGAAGACGACUAUGCUGAGGCAGAGACAAAGGCAUACCCCGAUGCCAGUUUAUACCAGGCAGCGGAAGGCGUCGCCCUCUGGAUUAUCAUUCUCUCUGUCUGUGCAGGGAUCCUCCUGCUUCUCAUCGUAAUAUUUAUCCUUUACAAGCUGGGAUUCUUCAAGCGGAAACGUCCCAGGGAAGGAUAUUCGCCCGCACCAACUUCGGACAAGGAACUAAACGGCUCCUAGGAAUCCAAAUUCUGCUGAACUCCCUCAGGAAGGCCACCUGCAGUGAUGAGACGCAUUACGAUUGGCUGACCCCCGACACUGUCGUCUGCCAUCGCAGCAUUGAAAUCGCCCGAUUCGCGUGUUGCUGGGGAGUGCAGAAACAUUCAGGUGACCUUUGUGCCAGUGCCAUGAAACAAAAGUAACCGCCCGUCCAGUUGCGCAUGGUCGACCUCACCAUGCGGUAGCCGAGCUAACCCCGAUGGAUAAGCUUCUUGGUCUGUGCUUCUGCCAAGAUAUUGCGCUAUGGAUUUUUUCGCUUAACUGGUUUUGUGGCUCUCUUCCCCUCCGCUGGACAGCCACGUUUUACAUACUGAGCAGACAGAUCAAUUUAACUUAUCCGACCUUGAGUUCGCUUGAGAAGUGCCAUUGUUAUUUAGUACCACUGCAAGGGUUAGCUAACUAGAGUUGAGUAUGGGCAGCUAGACAUGAAAUUUGUGAGUGUAAUGAAUUUCGUGUAGAUUCAUUGUUUUUUUGGAAGCAAGGUUCACAAAGUUGUGGCUAUAGCUAUCCUAUCAAGAUCAAAGGAACACAUUUAUAGAUCACUCGUCCUGCGCUGAUAGGCUUAAAACAUCCACUCUUUUCUUUUUUUUUUCUGUUUUCAUUCAUUUCUGAGGAUGCAGAAGGUAUUUAUUAUACAUAUAAAUGCUGCUCAGUGCAUGGGCAGGAAUGUGCUUUUUUAUUUUUUAUUUUAAUGUACAUGCAAAGUUUAGUUCAGUUUUGCAAAGUAGCAAAACUACACAUCAUAAAUAUUUACUAUGUGACCAAAUCAUGCAAUGGAGAUGAACUAUAACUAACAUUUAAUGACGCUCCUAGAGUAUACAAAGCGAUACUAAGCCCGUAUAUCCCGUAUUAUGAAUAUGAGAUGCAGUGGGGUGUAUUCACGAAAGUUCGUGUCGCACCCGUAUUUGGUUUCCUUUAUGCUUGGAGCGUGCAAAUCACCACUGCCAGCCCUAUUACUAUGGUUGUUUUAGGUUGAUGUUAUUAUUGCGAUAAAAUGAUAUUUCUUCUUUAUUUUCGCCGUCAAACGGUUGCUACCACUAGGAAGCUUCUCCGAUCCAGACACAAAGUUCUGCAUCUCCAUCAAAGUCGGCAUCACGCGCGACCGGAGCCGUUCCAAGGCACACUUCAGCCUGCGGCAGGAUAAGCGUGAAACAUCCCUUUCGCCCACAGUCAUUCUAGAACUGUCUUAAAGAACUAAUAGAGUUUAAUAAAGAAAGGAAACAUUGGUUCAGCAACAACCGGGGAAAAGUUGCUCUUAUGAGCUCUAAAAUCCUUGUGGCUCUCGCUCUGUUGCCCAACGUAGCUCUCUGUACCUGCCUCACGUCCCCCCCACCCCCUUGGAACGGCUCUGUACUUGACUUUCCGAAUUUAAGUAAUUUAAUGACUGUACCAGCAGUGACGUCAUUUUACAUGGUAGUUACUCCUUAUGUACAGCUGUACAGCGCUAUUUGUGUUAGUGCCAACUGCCAAGCGGGAAAAUUGUGUUCAAGUGUUGCCAGUCAGCGCACGCACUAUUCUGCAGAGUUUAUACUUGUGCGUUUUACUUUGAAUCGACAAUCUCUUUCUUGCGCCUGUCCUUUUUCCUGCAUCAUUCAUCUGUACAUACGUCUGUACAUGCUUACAACGUGAGUGCUUCAAAUAGGAACAGGUUCAUUGGAGCAGAUUUUGCACCGUUCUUCCUUGUGCCACGCAACUAAUGGAGAUCGCUAGAGCUAGAUUUUGUACAAUACUUGUGUGCUUCCAUUUUUGUUUGUGUUGUGCCUGUCGGAGUGGAUGCUGUAAAUAAUGAAUUAUCUUACGUGCUUUAGGGUACUUAGGGUACAAGAUUAUCAUUAUUCAGCCUCGAUCAACGAGCAACAGCCAGAUUGGUGUACGACGGACUACAACAAAGUUCCGAGCCUUAUCGAGCAAGUGUUGCAUUUAGAAUCAGCUUGAUUCAUUUGCUUACCACCUCUAUACUGCCAAGUGAAAAACAUGCAUUUCUUUUUUUUUCAUCUUCUCUAGGAUCGGACUGAUAUUAUGUAAUGCAGACGUUGUAAACUUUUUUUUUAGAAUGGGGUGGAGGAUUAAUGAAAUGUUUCAUUCACACGCUUUCACAGAAGGCGUCCACCCGAGCAGCACAAUAUCUUGGCCCAAUAUCGGCUAGAUAUUGGCAAUAUGUGCCAAUAUCCAGCCAAUAUUGAGCCAACAUGUUGCGCUGCUUGGGCAGCGACCUGUUCCUGAUCAACAGGACUACCCACUCAGUGCCCACAAGCCUAAAAAUAUAAUUACAUAAUAUUUAUAUGCACUGAUUGCGUGUCUGGUAGAAGGCCUAUAUA
Messenger RNA from Ornithodoros turicata, 5634 nucleotides. RefSeq names its product integrin alpha-PS1-like. The record is from RefSeq and is a predicted model, not a curated record. Lineage: Eukaryota; Metazoa; Arthropoda; Arachnida; Ixodida; Argasidae. The transcript is spliced from 26 exons. The coding region runs from base 149 to 3277 and encodes 1042 amino acids. Gene Ontology annotation, cellular component: integrin complex; external side of plasma membrane. Gene Ontology annotation, molecular function: integrin binding. Gene Ontology annotation, biological process: cell adhesion mediated by integrin; cell-matrix adhesion; integrin-mediated signaling pathway.